UGCACAAAAUCAUGUUUGACGGAGAACGAAGAGGUUUUCUUCCCCAACCAAAGUGGUUGGUUAAGGGAUUUCGUGAAGCAGUCUGAGCAGUGGUCUCCACAAUGUUCAUUUUGAUGGACAUGGGAGCGCAGAAGGGGCAUAAGCUCGAUUGGAUUUUAGCUAAUGAGCGGUGGCUUGAUCUGUUUGAUGACAAUAGUGUUAUUUCUCAUGCUAUUUUUGAAAAUCAAAUUUUCGGAACAACAAGGAUGGUGGAAAGUUUUCAAGUUCGAUAAUGUGUAGGCCCAAGAAGAGGAGAUCGGCCGAAUUCAAUCCCAGAAAAAGAAAAACUGCCUCAUGGAGAAAAUCUGAGGAAGAUGGCAAGGGAAUUGAAAUUUGAAGGGGUUGUUUUUUCAGAUGCAAAACAAUCUAAACUAACAGAGGUGUCCAGGGGUGGCUACAAUGAUCAUAAUACUGUUCAAGCAGUGGUUGAACCAAAUCAGAAGCUUUCGAAUCCACCAAAACACUAUAUUCAUGUCAGAGCGAGAGGGGGGCAAGCUACUGAUGGUCAUAGUCUUGCAGAAAGAGUAGUUAAUAAAUUAUGGAAAACAAGAGUUUCAGCUAAUUCAAUUCCACCGUCUAAAAAGAUAAGUUUAAAAUCAUUUUUUCUCUUCUUUAGAUUCUUUCAGGUAAUGUUACUUUCAGGUAAGUUUACUUGAGAAAUAUUCUUGGAUUUUCAGGUGGCUGUUGCUUUACAAAAGGCUGCCCUUUCGGAUGAGUAUUUUGUUAAGAGAAAGCUGUAUCCAAAUGUGGACUUCUAUUCUGGGUUAAUAUAUAGGGCUAUGGGAUUCCCUCCAGAGUUCUUCACUGUUCCUUUUGCAAUUCCAUGAAUGGCAGAGUAUUUAUCUCACUGGCAUGAUUCCUUGGAUGAUCCCGAUACAAAGAUAAUGUGACUUGCCCAGGUGAUGAAGAUUAUCCUUGAUGAUGAGAGUUGCGUUAGAUCAUGUAGUUUAGUAUUUAUAAUCACCUAGUCAUUGUUUAUUUCAAUUUGAGAACAUGUAGACAUUUAAUUUGCAUUUCAAAAUUUAAAUCAUUAAAUACUUGGAUUAUUGUUGGAUGGUGGUUUUGCCUGUGCAUUCGGUUAAGUGAGAACCGAAUGUGGCAGUAACACCCAUUGAAUGUUUGACUUCCGCUGUAAUUUAAACUCUUUUGAAUUAAAUGUAUUGGGAAGUUCUUUCUACACUUGCUAUAAUUAACAUAUAUUUCGGGUAUAAAUUUGGGGGUGUUACAAAUUGCUAUCAGAGCCUUUGUUUUUCAAAAUCUUUUGAUAGGUUUUCUAAACAUUUUUCAAUUGACUUAAUUAAUUUAUUAAUUAGGUUUAAAGAACCUGAUUAGUAAUAAAGUUUAAGGCUUAGGUUCGCGGUGAGAUUGUGGGAUGCCUGAUUUAUUAUGGUUUAUUUUGAUUAAUUUUGAUGACCUGAGAAGUAUGUGAAAAGAUCUAAAGAAAAUAGAGGAAUAGAUCGAAAGAAAAGAAAAGAGAGCGGGAGAGAGGGGGGGGGGGGGGGGGGAGAGGACCGGAGUCAAUACGUCGAAAGCUGCCGUACUGAUAAGUCCGUAUUUAGACACGCAUUUGAUGCGUGUUCGGGUCGGAUUAUGAUGAUUUUCCUGGCUUUAAGGCGUUGCAAGUCUCAACUCGGAUCGAGUUUCAUAGCAUUUGGAGUUGAUUUGAAGAAGUUAGAGUCUGGCAAUCGGCGCUUGAGAGGCAUUCGGGAAGCAUUUGAAGGCAUUCGAGAGAGAUUUGGAAGAUUUGGAGGCCACCGGGAGAGUCACGACGAAAUUCUGGUGAAGAAAGAGCAUUUGGAUCGACCUCGUAGGCAUUCGGGAGCAUUCGGAACGAGAAACGAAGAAAAACGAUGAAGAAAUGGUCAGGCACGGCCGUGCCUAGGGCAGGCACGAUCGUGUCUGCCAUAUGAAUUGACGCGGAGCUACUGGCAGCCAGACACGAUCGUGUCCGGUGCAGGCACGAUCGUGUCUGCAAUAUUUUUGCGCGUCUCUUCCGCAGACACGGUCGCAGGCACGAUCGUGCCUAGCACCGUGUCUGGCCCCGUUUUGUCCUAAAUCAGCUCAAAUUCUCCGUUUUUCUAUAAAUAAGGCCUUCAUACCCACUUUUGGGGUUACGAACUUUGGAGAGAGGCCUAGGGACGAGUUUACCUGCGUUUUUUACGUUGUUUAAUCCAAGAACCUGAGAUUCUUUGUAAGUUCAAUUCUUUAAUUAAUGACAAUUAUUUCUAUUCAUCCCAAUUCUUUUGAUUCGUCAAUUAUGAGGCGUGAGUAGUUUAAUUAGGGAUUUGGGGUUGAUGAAGGGGUUAAUCAUGAUUGAUAGCUAGAUUCUUGUCGGUUUAAUUGUAUGAAUGCCGUUUAAUUUGUGUUUGAAUAAUUUAACUGAUAUCUCUUGUAACCUAGAUUGCCACUAGAAUUACAAUUGCUUAUAGAAUAAAUUAAGAGAGAUCUAAUUUGUUCUAGGACACAUUCACACACACUUAAUCGUUCGCUAAGAGAUUAGUAGCGAUUAAGGGGCCGUAAGCUCGUUCGUUUUGGCAAUAAUUUAGGAUCUUGUCGCAUGAGAGAUCAGCCUGGACCCCUAAAUUAUUGUACUCUACGCCGCGAGAGCGGUAAGAACUUAGUAAUGACUAGCUAGGCUUAAUUAAAUUAAAUUCAUGUGAUUAGGCCUGUUCUGCCAGAAAUCUGGUUAACCCCGGAUCAAUUCCUAUUCCCUUCGUUGUUAAUUAAGGAAAACCAAAUCUUUUUAUUCGCUCAUUAGCAUUAGUUUUAGUUUAAUCAAUCAACCAAUCUCGCACAAUUGCACUUUUAUUUUAUUUAUUUCUUUUUAAUCGUUGAAUUUAGUUAAACCUUAUUUCCCUUUUGUCCGUCCCUGUGAAGACGAUACUCGUACUUUCAACCACUUUUCUACAACCAUUUUAAGUGCGAGAAAACUCACAUCACAUACCGACCAGUCAUGUGGCUGAACCACUUGCCAGAGAAGAAAACCCGACCAAUUCGUUGUGUCGGGCUGCUGGUAAAGCCACCGUCAUUCGGACCGUGGACGGCGCUGGAAGAGUAGACCACAGGGAUUGCCACUGAUUGGAAGCCCGACUGCUAAGCCGCUGCACUCUCCCCUGUUUGCUGAGUAGCAUCGUCCGAAGGAGGAAGAAGAGUUAAGGCUAGAGUCCUGCUAUCUGCACCUUUGCAUAGGGUGGACUUCGAAUAAGGAAGACUUGGUUCGUGCUUCCAUUCUUAUUUGACUUAUGAAAAUGCUCAUGGAUAUUUGAACAAUGUUUUCUAUUAAACUAUUGAAGGGCCUGCGUGCUCAUGUAUGCCACGUGUGGCUAAUUACUAAACAUAUUUUAUUUCCGCAUUUGUUUGAGUAAUAUAUUGAUGUUGAUUGUAUGAGUUUACUAAUCGGUUUGGCAAUAGAAUCUAUCGGACGCCUUGUACGAUUUGAUAA
Molecule: messenger RNA, 3481 nt
Organism: Cuscuta epithymum
Lineage: Eukaryota; Viridiplantae; Streptophyta; Magnoliopsida; Solanales; Convolvulaceae
Source: the annotation of a GenBank genome assembly